GCUCUACACACCCUACUCCUUCUCUACUUGUCCCUAUCAUUCUUCCACGUUGCAUCCUUCUUGGAUACGGCAUGCAGCACGCCAUGUCUAUCGUCGCCCCCAUCUCCGCGUCUCCAUUGGCGCGCUUCUACUAUCUCGAGAUCUCCUCCAACCUCCACACCAUCCGCAGACACCUAUCCACCUCCUCUCGAUCCUCGUCCUCUGGCACAUAUCAACGGUCCGAUUUCACCAACCAGCCAUACACCGGCUACUAUGAACCCGGUGGCCCUACUGAAAGAUGCCUAUACGCCCCCUCGCAUCACCCCCUCCCUCCUCAAGCAACACCUCGAUGCCUUUGUCGUUGGCCAAGACCGCGCCAAGCGAACCCUUGCCACCGCCGUCUACAACCACUACCAGCGUAUUCAAGAGCUGCAACGCCGAGAUCAGGAGGAAGAGGAGCUAUUGGCGCAGGAGGAGAGACGGCGAAUCGCCAUUCAUCCCAGACAUCCCGUAGAAGAUGAAUACCCCGGCCAACCGCAAACAACCACUUUGAGAGGAGACGGAUGGAACGCUGGUGAUCAACAAUCCCAUCAGCAACAACCUCCCCCUCGUCCCUCCCGUGCGGCGCAACAACCGCCGCCUCCUCUUUACGACCCCACUCCCCUUACUCUAUCCAAAUCUAACAUCCUCCUACUCGGCCCCAGUGGUGUGGGAAAGACACUAAUGGCGCAAACUCUCGCUCGUGUUCUGGAAGUCCCCUUUAGCAUGUCCGACUGCACUCCCUUCACACAAGCUGGUUACAUUGGCGAAGAUGCCGAAGUAUGCGUGCAGCGACUGCUCGCAGCCGCCAACUACGAUGUUGCUCGGGCGGAGCGUGGAAUCAUCUGCUUGGACGAGAUUGACAAGAUCGCUGCUGCGUCGAAAAGCGCAGGCGGAUACGUCGGAAGAGACGUGGGUGGUGAGGGCGUGCAGCAAGCAUUGUUGAAACUCGUGGAAGGUACCACAGUUCAAGUACAAGCAAAACCAGAAAGAGGAAGUGGAGGCGGAGGAGGACGAUCACCAUCACAGCAGGGCUAUCCUCCUUCUCCCACCAACAGCCCCCUAUCGUCGGGUAACAUGGGCCACCCGAGUGGUCAGCAGUCCUCUCCUUCCGCCGGCGCACCCGGGCAAAAGGGCGAGGUGUACAACGUCAAGACGGACAACAUAUUAUUCAUCUGUGCCGGCGCUUUCAACGGCUUGCAUAAAGUCAUCUUGGACCGAAUCAGCAAAGGCAGCAUUGGAUUUGGCGCAACAGUACGCGCCAUUCCAGGAACCCCGUCCUCUCCCACUAGCAGCUCAGGAAUGCACGAAACCCUCAUCGAAGGCGAAGACGACUUGUUUGAAAUGCACCUACCCUUCUACACGCCCCCGGAGUCCGCCUCUACCACCAGCGGCCAGAAAGAAAAGAAGAAACACAACACCCUCGACCUGGUGCAACCCCAAGACCUCCAGAAAUACGGCCUCAUCCCCGAACUCGUCGGCCGCCUCCCCAUCUCCUGCGCCCUCUCCUCCCUCUCCAUCCCGGCACUCGUCCAAGUCCUCACCGAACCCCGCAACUCCCUGCUCAAACAAUACGAGCAUCUCUUCCACCUCUCCUCCAUCGAGCUACGCUUCACCUCCGCCGCCCUCUGGGCCGUCGCCGAGCGCGCAAGCAAAAUGGGCACCGGCGCGCGCGGCCUGCGCACGGUAAUGGAGGGUUUGCUGGCGGACAGCAUGUUCGAGUGUCCCGGCAGUGGAGUGCGGCAUGUUCUCGUCAACGAGGAGGUUGCGAAGCGGAAAGGUGGAGCUGUGUGGUUCUACAAGGGCCAGGGUGGGCAAAUGCGCGGCAUGAUUGAGGAGGAAGAGGUUGCGUGGGAGGAGAAGAAGAGGCUUGAGAGGGGUGAUGGUGCUGGGGAGGAGAAGGCGGGGUUGAUCCCUUCGAGGACUUUUGAGGAGUAUCGCGAGAAGGUUGGCGCGGCGGGCUUUUAGGGAUCGCCGCUGUUGCCGAUGACGCCGCCGCGAAUCAAGAAGUUUUGUUUGCCGGUGGAGGAGGACAGGGAUGGAGGCGGGUAUUUCUGACUGAGAGAGUCUGGGUUUCCCGCCCGUGCCUCCGCCGGAUGGAGAAGAAUCGCCGAAUGCGUUUC
Messenger RNA from Neohortaea acidophila, 2141 nucleotides. Its product is annotated as P-loop containing nucleoside triphosphate hydrolase protein. Bases 253 to 1986 code for a protein of 577 amino acids. The record is from RefSeq and is a predicted model, not a curated record. Gene Ontology annotation, biological process: proteolysis; protein catabolic process. Gene Ontology annotation, molecular function: ATP hydrolysis activity; ATP binding. The transcript is spliced from 3 exons. Lineage: Eukaryota; Fungi; Ascomycota; Dothideomycetes; Mycosphaerellales; Teratosphaeriaceae. Gene Ontology annotation, cellular component: mitochondrial matrix.